This is a messenger RNA of Procambarus clarkii (red swamp crayfish), 2952 nucleotides long. RefSeq lists its product as uncharacterized. Lineage: Eukaryota; Metazoa; Arthropoda; Malacostraca; Decapoda; Cambaridae. The record is from RefSeq and is a predicted model, not a curated record.
CCUCCCCAACCUGAGAUCCUCCCUCGCUGCCUCCCUGCUAACUCAUACUCCACCGUCCCUCACUUAUUGACCAGUGUAGCCACCAUGCGCACCCUACAUAAUACUCUUGCAACCAAUAUUCACGUUGAAUGACUAACUGUAUACAGAAAAGCUAGAUACUUGUGGAAAUUAGGGAGUGUGGUUGUCCUGGUGAGCCGAGGACUAUAGUGGCUCAUUCAUCAGUGUAUUCAUUUCUUGGCGCUGAUUUGGAGCUGUGAUCAUCAGCAGCAUCAUCGAGGCAAACGCCUUCUUUCAAUCAUCUUUUCCUUCUUUAACUAUAAACUUCACACAAAAUGAGCAGCACCAAGUCCGUCCUGGGGGUGGUGGUGCUGGUGGCCACCUUACACGGCGUGAUGGGACUGUUCUGCUACAGCCACAUCCCAGGGACGGAGGGUAACUCCUGGGUCUUCUGCCCCAGCACCUCCUGCUACACUGUUGCUGAUUCCAUCGUGGGGGAAAGUGACUCGAAGCGUGGGUGUGCAGACAAGACAUACCCAGACACGUGCCAGAAAGCCAUGGCUAUUGUCCCCAGCGACGACGUGUGCUUCUGCAACGCUCUCUUGUGCAACAGCGACGCCAGCACCCUCUCGCUCUUCUUGCCGCUCCUCAUACUCCCUUACCUGCUGCACAAGUUCCUGUAGAAUUAGGACAGUUGGUGCCAGUACUAGACACACUGUGACAUGAGAGUUGUGUUGGCAUCUACAUGUUUCCUCAUGACGCUUAUCACAACAAACGUUGAUACUCUCACUGGGCAUAGGCUACAGUGCCUUCCUUUGGCAUCUCACUUUGUGCAGUAUCACAUAUACCAAAAAUAUCAUCGUAUUGUUGACUAUUUAUAGUGAAAAUCAUUUAAUAUUGAACUUCUAUUUUGUGUUAUGUAACCAUAAACAUUCAUUUUCAAAAUAAAAAUGUAGACCUUAUUAUUAUCAAAAUGUGACGACCCUUCACUAUUUCCCCAUUUUCAAACAAAAAAUAAUUGUUGGUUACUUGGUUUAUUUUUCCAUAGAGUUAGAAAAUAUAAGUGAAGUGGGCCAAAUGGUGAAGAUAAGAGUGUUUAUAGGUGGCGCUGCCCUACAAGCCCUGGCCUCACCAGACUGGUGUAGUACCUAGGCUACAACACACCAAUACAUCUCAUGCUGUAUACUACACUUGUAAUACCAUUGUACUUAGUACUACACUAACAUACAUUGUUAAUAUAUGUAUCGAUUGUUGUAUUACUUGGUGAGAGUUGUGUAUCCAGUUGUAGAAUACUGGACUAGUUACACUAAUGUUUUCAAUGCUGCGGUAUAUUGUUAUGGUGAAUCACUGUAUCUAAGGUUGUAUUACAUUUCUCUGGUAACACCAUCAUAGCUGGUGAGUGUAUGGUGUAGACAACACUAUACCGAUGAGAGCAGUGUAUGGCGUAUACAACAUUAUACCGGUGAGAACAGUGUAUGGUGUAGACAACACUAUACCGGUGAGGGCAGUAUAUGGUGUAGACAACACUACCGGUGAGAGCAGUGUAUGACAACACUGUACCAGUGAGAGCAGUAUAUGGUGUAUACAACAUUGUACCGGUGAGAGCAAUGUAUGGUGUAGAUACACUGCUCUCACCGUUAUAGUGUUAUGGUGUAGACAACAUUGUACCGGUGAGAGCAGUGUAUGCUGUAAACAACACUGUACCGGUGAGAGCAGUGUAUGGUGUAGACAACACUGUACCGGUGAGAGCAAUGUAUGGUGUAGAUACACUGCUUUCACCGGUAUAGUGUUAUGGUGUAGACAACAUUGUACCGGUGAGAGCAGUGUAUGCUGUAAACAACACUGUACCGGUGAGAGCAGUGUAUGCUGUAGACAACACUAUACCGGUGAGAGCAGUGUAUGGUGUAGACAACACUGUACCGGUGAGAGCAGUGUAUGGUGUAGACAACACUACCGGUGAGAGCAGUGUAUGGUGUAGACAACACUGUAACGGUGAGAGCAGUGUAUGGUGUAGACAACACUAACGGUGAGAGCAGUGUAUGGUGUAGUCAACACUGUACCGGUGAGAGCAGUGUAUGAUGUAGACAACACUGUACCAGUGAGAGCAGUAUAUGGUGUAGACAACACUGUACCAGUGAGAGCAGUAUAUGGUGUAGUCAACACUGUACCGGUGAGAGCAGUGUAUGGUGUAGACAAUACUGUACCGGUGAGGGCAGUAACCCCUAGAGUAGCAGUACACGGGCUAACUAAGCCAACAUGUCACUAUAAGCAACACUACAGCGACAACUGUCUGUAUUUAGUGCUGUUCUGUAUUCGUGACAUUACCAAACUCUGCAACUUCAUAUGUAAGCGCCAAGGAGUACAGUGCACUAUGGCUCCCUCAGUAUUAUACUGUGUUAUAUUUAUAUAAAUAUUCACAGCACUGGAAGGUGAAAGAGCGGAAUAUUUCCACCAGAGAUAAACUAUUUAGCGUUUAACAGAGACUGUAAGAAUCGUUGUAUACCUGAACUACACUCUCAGUAUUAUGAGUAUUAUAGUGACAACAGUCACUGAUACACCACAGUGUUAUGAACGACACCUGCCAACCUACAAUGCACCGCAAGAAGUUUACAACAGUAACAUUGUUCAUCUGUAUAUUCCAUUUUCUUUAUUCAUUUCAGAACAAGUUUAGUAAAUUAAAAUGUGAAAAUAAUUUCUAGUUCAGUGGUUCUCAGACCCAGGCCACAUUUCUUCCCCUUUGCGAUGCUUGGGGAAGCAUCACAAAGGGGAAGGAAUUAUUCAGUAUAAUAAAGAAAUCUUCACAAGUAUACCGUGCAAGCAGCCUAUCCUUCGAAUAGACAGUACGUUUUAAUACUAAAUGUAAUAAAUACAAUCCUGACUUGGAAUAGUACAUAAAUACACUUAAUCGCCAGCAUCGCACCAAUAUAUUGUGAAUAUUAAAGUUUACCUGAAAAG